AUGGUCGAGGGAGGCUUCGCCAAACUCUUCCAGAAAAGGUCUCUCGUCCGCCUCACGCAGAAAUACCAGCCCUUGGGAAGCGCCGAGCCGGAAGAGGAGAGCCAGGAGGAAUGUGAGCUGAAAGUCAUUGAGCAGGAGAAGGAGGUGACUGUUCUGCCCCCAAAAGAUGCAUGUAAAUGCCAUAAAGAAGACUUGGCAAAAGCUUUAAAUGUUGAUUUACACACUGGACUCUCGGAGACUUCUGUGCUACAGCGCCGGUUGAAACAUGGCUGGAAUGAAUUUUCAGUAGAUAACACAGAGCCCAUAUGGAAGAAAUACCUAGACCAGUUUAAAAAUCCCCUCAUUCUCUUGCUGCUGGCUUCUGCCUUAGUGAGCGUCAUCACUAAAGAAUAUGAGGAUGCAGCGAGCAUCACCAUGGCGGUGCUUAUUGUGGUCACCGUGGCCUUCAUCCAGGAGUAUCGUUCGGAAAAGUCUCUGGAAGAACUGAACAAGCUGGUCCCCCCCGAGUGCAACUGCCUAAGGGAAGGAAAACUGCAGCAUCUUCUAGCACGAGAGCUUGUGCCUGGAGAUAUCAUAUAUCUUUCUGUUGGCGAUAGGGUCCCUGCAGACCUCAGGCUAAUAGAGGUUACAGAUCUGCUGGUGGAUGAAUCCAGUUUUACGGGAGAAGCUGAGCCUUGCAACAAGACUGAUGGUGUGUUGCUGGAAGCCGGAGACAUAACCACGCUGAGCAAUGUUGUUUUCAUGGGGACCCUGGUGCGAUACGGGAAGGGAAAAGGCAUAGUUAUUGGGACGGGUGAAAACUCACAGUUUGGAGAGGUGUUCAAAAUGAUGCAAGCUGAAGAGACUCCCAAAACACCUCUCCAGAAAAGCAUGGACAGACUGGGGAAGCAACUCACUCUUUUCUCCUUUGGGAUAAUUGGUUUAAUAAUGCUCAUUGGCUGGUUACAAGGGAAGCAUCUUCUCAGCAUGUUCACAAUCGGAGUUAGCCUUGCGGUGGCUGCCAUCCCAGAGGGCCUUCCCAUCGUGGUCACCGUAACGCUGGUGCUGGGUGUCCUCCGGAUGGCCAAGAAAAGAGUGAUUGUGAAGAAGCUUCCCAUAGUAGAAACCUUAGGUUGCUGCAAUGUCAUCUGCUCGGAUAAGACAGGCACUCUGACAGCCAACGAGAUGACGGUGACUCGGCUUGUGACCUCGGACGGGUUCCAGGCAGAGGUCAGUGGGGUGGGCUACAACGGAGAAGGAAAUGUUUAUCUUCUGCCAUCAAAGGAAAUUCUUAAAGAAUUUUCCAAUGUCUCAGUCGGGAAACUAGUGGAGGCUGGCUGUGUAGUCAAUAACGCUAUUAUCAGGAAAAACAAUGUGAUAGGACAGCCCACAGAAGGAGCUCUCAUGGCCCUUGCAAUGAAGAUGGAAUUAGCUGACAUAAAAGAUAUUUAUGUAAGGAAGAAGGAAAUUCCGUUUAGCUCUGAACAAAAGUGGAUGGCCGUGAAAUGCACACUGAAAAAUCAGGAUCAGGAAGAUGUUUACUUUAUGAAAGGAGCAUUUGAAGAAGUUAUUCGAUAUUGCACUAUGUAUAACAGCAGUGGCAUCUCGUUAACGCUUACACCCCAGCAGAAAGCCAUCUACCAGCAGGAAGAAAAACGAAUGGGCUCCUCAGGUCUACGGGUACUCGCUUUGGCUUCAGGGCCAGAACUUGGCAAGCUAACCUUUUUAGGUAUGGUUGGAAUAAUCGAUCCCCCCAGGGCUGGAGUGAGAGAAGCUGUUCAAGUCCUUUUUGAGUCUGGUGUAUCAGUAAAGAUGAUAACUGGAGAUGCUCUGGAAACUGCUGUGGCUAUAGGACAGAAUAUUGGUCUCUGCAAUGGGAAACUGAAAGCCAUGUCUGGGGAAGAGCUGGACCAACUGGCAGAGGCAGAGCUCUCAUCCACUGUCAAAAAUGUUUCAAUUUUCUUCAGAACGAGUCCAAAGCACAAACUAAAAAUCAUAAAGGCUUUGCAGAGGGCUGGUGCUGUUGUGUCAAUGACAGGAGAUGGUGUUAACGAUGCUGUGGCCCUUAAAUCUGCCGAUAUUGGGAUUGCAAUGGGGCAAGCCGGUACAGACGUCAGCAAAGAGGCUGCCAACAUGAUCCUUGUGGACGAUGACUUCUCAACAGUAAUGAAUGCAAUAGAAGAGGGAAAAGGAAUAUUUUACAACAUAAAAAAUUUUGUGCGGUUCCAGCUGAGCACGAGCAUUUCAGCAUUGAGCCUAAUUACUCUGUCAACAGUGCUCAACCUACCCAAUCCACUCAACGCUAUGCAGAUCUUAUGGAUCAACAUCAUCAUGGACGGGCCCCCAGCCCAAAGCUUGGGAGUUGAACCUGUCGACAGGGAUACCAUCAAACAGCCCCCCCGCUGUAUUACGGAUACUAUACUCAGCAAAUCAUUGAUCCUGAAAAUCUUCAUGUCAGCUGUAAUUAUCAUCAGUGGAACCCUCUUUGUCUUCUGGAAGGAGAAUCCAGAAAGUGGCAUAACUCCCCGAACCACCACAAUGACUUUCACAUGUUUUGUGUUUUUUGACCUCUUCAAUGCCCUGACAUGCCGCUCUCAGACAAAGCUGAUAUUUGAAAUAGGCUUUUUUCGAAACCGCAUGUUCUUGUAUUCUGUGCUUGGGUCGUUCUUGGGACAGCUGGCUGUUAUAUACGUCCCUCCAUUACAAAAGAUCUUCCAGACAGAGAAUUUAGGGGUCCUAGGGAUCCCUGCCCAGCCCAAAAUCCAGCUGUCCACUGUGUUCACCUCUGCUCUGUUUCCUCUUGGCAGACCUGCUGUUUCUUACUGGACUGGCUUCCUCCGUUUUCAUCGUGUCCGAGUUGGUCAAACUCUGUGAAAAACACUGCUGCCAACCAAAGCACACAAAGGAGUGUCAUAACUGAUGCAGACUUCCUCUAAAGACAUACUCAGAUUUGAGUUACCCAGCAUCACAGCUCCGACGCUCCAUUAUCUGAUGAUGCACGUCUUUUCUGAAGAUCCCCAAGUAAAUCUGUACCGACAGUUCUUCCUACUCCAGUGCGUUCCUUCUGCACACUGUACCUAAGCUGUUUGAGCUGUCUACAGAACCC
Messenger RNA from Cygnus atratus (black swan), 3085 nucleotides. RefSeq names its product ATPase secretory pathway Ca2+ transporting 2 (gene ATP2C2). NCBI's taxonomy places the organism in Eukaryota, Metazoa, Chordata, Aves, Anseriformes, Anatidae. Gene Ontology annotation, biological process: intracellular calcium ion homeostasis; manganese ion transport; calcium ion transmembrane transport. The coding region runs from base 1 to 2853 and encodes 950 amino acids. The transcript is spliced from 27 exons. The record is from RefSeq and is a predicted model, not a curated record. Gene Ontology annotation, cellular component: plasma membrane; Golgi membrane; endoplasmic reticulum. Gene Ontology annotation, molecular function: ATP binding; ATP hydrolysis activity; P-type calcium transporter activity.